UACAAACAAGGAUGGAAAGAGAAAAACACCAACCGGCGUAGUUGAAACUGAAUGUAACAGAAAAGUCGAUCGGCAUUCGGCAGUCACCCAACCAUUAAUUCCACCCCCCUCGAGGCGCGCCAAAACUCUCUCUGUGCCUCUCCCUUAUCUCUGAAUCUUUGUGUCUGCAAGACGCCAUUAGAACGGCGUUGUCCAUGGCUUCUCAGUCGUUGUGCAACGGCGAGAGAGCCGUGGUCCUCCUCUUCAUCUCCGCCAUCCUCUUCUCCACUCCCUCCUCGCUUUUCUCCCAAGCCCUGGUUCUCUUCCUUCUUGCCAUUGCCGCCCUCUUCCUCGACAUUCGCCUCGACAAUUCCAAUUUCUCUGUCCCCUUCAAGACCAGGCCAGGUGCUUCGUCAGGGAUAUUUCUGGGGGCAGUUACACUGCCUGCUGUUAUGAUCUCAAGGUUGAUUCAGCUAUCAAGAGCAUUCUCGUUGCAUGAAGUUGGAAUUAAAGAGCUUGGAUAUCUGAAAGUGCAAUAUUGGGCCACUUCUGCCAGCUGCUUCGGUGUGCUUAUUUUCAUUUUCUUACUCAUGCGGCGUUCUCCCAACAAUAGCUGCUCCUUUUCUUCGAACAGUCCUCAGGGUUUGAAGUUUAGCUCAAGUUGCGUGGUUUCAUGUGCAGUGUUGUGCUGUGUGUCUUUUGCUAUAAUAUCAUAUUAUGGAUUGCACACAGUACUACUGUUACUGUGGGUGCUCUUUCAUGGAGUGGCAGCUGCGAAAUUAAUUCAGCAUGUUCUUAAUACUUUUCCAUCAUGUGCUUCCAUUGGAGAAGCACUUCUGGUGACUUCUGGUCUGGUUCUCUAUUUUGGCGACAUGCUAGGAUGUACCAUUGCAAAGAUUGAUGGAUUCUGGAUACCAUUAGACUUACAGUAUGGAGCUAAAAGAAGUGAGAUUAGUACCAUCAUUCAGGGAGUGGUGCUUGGCCUUCUUCUUUUUCCAAUAUUCUUUAAAUUUCUUCUUCACAUUUGGGAACACAUUGCAAGUUCUGGUCACUCUGAAGCAAGGGUGUGCAAUGAGAUUGGGAAAUCUCUUAUUUUCCAUACUUCCCUUGCAUUUAUCUUGAUUGUGAUCAUCCCAUCAUGGAUGCAGUUUGUUCUGGAUUUUCAUAUGCAUCCGCUGUUAUGGAUAUUCAAAUUUGUUUUCUCGGAACCACUUAAAAGACUAUCAUUGUGUAUUUAUUGGGUGGUUGUUAUAUAUGCAUCAAUUCUGCGGUUUUACAAAAUCUCAAAGAAUAGUAAAGUGGAGCGGAUUCUUCUUCGCAAAUACUAUCAUCUGAUGGCUGUUUCGAUGUUUCUGCCUGCUGUUAUCUUCCAGCCAAAGUUUCUUGAUCUAGCCUUCGGUGCAGCUUUGGCAGCUUUCUUGACAUUAGAAAUUAUUCGAGUAUGGAGAAUUUGGCCCUUGGGACAACUUGUGCACCAGUUUAUGAAUGCUUUCACAGAUCACCGUGAUUCCAAUCUUCUUGUUGUCAGCCAUUUUUCACUUUUAUUGGGAUGUGCACUUCCUAUCUGGAUGUCUUCUGGUUACAAUGAUCGACCUCUUGCCCCCUUUGCUGGAAUUUUGAGCCUUGGCAUUGGAGAUACAAUGGCAUCAAUGGUUGGUCACAAGUAUGGUGUCCUCAGGUGGAGCAAAACUGGCAAGAAAACCAUUGAAGGUACUGCAGCUGGUAUAACAUCUGUCCUUGUAGCUUGCUCAAUCCUUCUUCCACUUCUGGCUUCAACUGGAUACAUAAUUACCCAGCACUGGGUCUCUCUUCUCUUAGCUGUGACCGCAAGUGGUUUGCUGGAGGCCUACACAGCACAGCUUGAUAAUGCUUUCAUACCUCUUAUUUUCUACAGCCUUCUCUGUUUGUAAAUGCGGCUCCAGCCUCCCAAAAAUAAAUAUAUGACUGUUGGAGGGCAGUACCAAAUCAUCCUAGAUUUUCCAUGAUUCUUAAUUUUGUGCUUCACUUGAGCACUUGCUUUUAGAUACAACCAACCUAUUAUUAGAGACUAUAACUCACCUGCUGUAUGGUAAGCUCAUUGUCGGCAGGCAUUCUUUUCGGAUUGGGACUGAGUCUUAAUAUUUUAAAUGUAGGUACGUUCGGCACACAUGUAAAUGGAUCUGCACUGGUAGGCUAACAUGUUUAGAGAUAGGCUUACAUGUUUAGAGAUCUUAGGAUAGAAUCACAUUUGUAGCGAGAACAAACUUUGAAUGGUUAGAAUACCUCUAUGUAUUUUAUCAUUUUAUAAAUUAAAUGUUUCCAAGGCAA
Molecule: messenger RNA, 2286 nt
Organism: Vitis riparia (riverbank grape)
Lineage: Eukaryota; Viridiplantae; Streptophyta; Magnoliopsida; Vitales; Vitaceae
Product: dolichol kinase EVAN
Exons: 14
Coding region: 195-1889 (564 amino acids)
Biological process (GO): dolichyl monophosphate biosynthetic process
Cellular component (GO): endoplasmic reticulum membrane
Molecular function (GO): dolichol kinase activity
Source: RefSeq, a predicted model, not a curated record